Messenger RNA from Haliotis rufescens (red abalone), 7211 nucleotides. Its product is annotated as fibropellin-1-like. Gene Ontology annotation, cellular component: plasma membrane; protein-containing complex; extracellular region. Gene Ontology annotation, biological process: establishment or maintenance of epithelial cell apical/basal polarity; heterophilic cell-cell adhesion; cell communication. The coding region runs from base 413 to 5560 and encodes 1715 amino acids. Lineage: Eukaryota; Metazoa; Mollusca; Gastropoda; Lepetellida; Haliotidae. The transcript is spliced from 11 exons. The record is from RefSeq and is a predicted model, not a curated record. Gene Ontology annotation, molecular function: chitin binding; calcium ion binding.
CUGAGAGCGGGAUUACCUGGGCAAAAGAAACUGUUACAGGCCUCUGUGCGGUCGAUGCUAGAGGUUGGCCGGCGUUUAACAGCAGCCAAGAAAGGGAGUGUUGAUUCAUUAGGAGCUGAGGUCUCUUCUAGUAUAGAAGGAUUUUGACAAGCAAGUGAAAGUUACAAACCUUCUUGAGAAGAAGGAGGGUUUACAGCUGGGAGAGCUGCUAAGUCUUUGUGAAUUAUGAUACGGAUGCUGGAGUUGCGUGAAAACGGGUUUUGAGCAGAUAUACCUUGGACUUAGACUGCUGACCAUUUGAGACUGUUUCGGGAUUGUAUGAACCUUUGGAGGUUUUGAACUCUGUGUGAAGUUCAUAAUAAUAUUUCAUAAUACCAAAACACUUCAAGGCAGAGGUGUACGUAGCUGAAACAUGAUAAAACAUUUUCGGAAGAACUCUUCUAGAAGCAACACAAUGGAGACUAAAUAUUGGUGUCUUUUGAUUUUACUGUUGACAGUCAUAGAGAGUGUCUGCUCUCUUGGAACCAUCGAGAUCAGAGUGGAGAGACUUGAGGUUUCGGCUGGGUACGACUGCACACAAUGCCAGCUGAUGAUUCGCGUGUGCGUGUUCGAGAGGGGGCGGCCACAGUGUGAGGACUUCCAGGAAAGUCAAGUACUAGGAAACGGUCCUGUUUUAAGAAGAUCAGGGUCCUUAUUCAUUACAGAGGAAAAUACGCUCGGGGAUCUAAUGCUGAGAGUUCAGGUUGUGGACAAUGUUGGAUCGAGCAAGAUACUGAUUGGGGACUUCACGAUGGACAUGACAAGUCUGAAUGUUGCUGGCAGCGUGUAUACUUCAUCAGGCUUCGAGCAGCUUGUGUCUGUCCCCGCAGGGAGAAACACUGCCCAGAUGGACCUCUCCAUAGUCGCCAGGAUAUACUGCCAGGACAGCUACUACGGCGUCAACUGCAACACAUUCUGCCGCGACACCGACGCCUACACCUGUGACGCAUUUGGCUCGAAAAACUGCACCAUUGAAUACACUGGGGAGAACUGUGAUAUCGUGAGCCCGUGCAGAAUGUAUCCGUGUCUCAAUGGGGGAUCCUGCAGUCCGAUCCGGACCCAAAGCGGAUAUUCUUACCGAUGUGAAUGUGACCAACACUACACCGGAGACGACUGCAGCCGGGGACGUGAUGACUGCGCCAGUAACCCCUGUCGUAACAAUGGCACCUGCAGUGACGGCAUCGGCAGCUUCGUGUGCAUAUGCGCUCCAGGAAUCACCGGAGAGAGAUGUGAAGAAGAUAUAAAUGAAUGUGAAGAGUUAUCUCCCUGUCGAAAUGGUGCCACGUGUUUGAACACCCUCGGGAGUUAUGUCUGUCAGUGUCCAAGAGAAUUCACCGGCAAAGAUUGCCAGACAAAAAUCACAAAUCCCUGUUCACCAUAUCCAUGUGUAAAUGGCGGCGUGUGCUACUCGAAUGACGAAAAGUUCAUCUGCAACUGCCCGAGAGGAUUCAUUGGCGACAUAUGUGACCAGAUAGACCGAUGCACGUCAAGUCCGUGCCUGAACAACGGACAAUGCACCAACGUAGGCAACACAUUCACAUGUGCAUGUGAACCUGGCUACUCUGGAACAACGUGCAACAGUUACGACCCGUGUUACAACAGUCCCUGUGAGAAUGGCGUCUGCAGCAGGAACGGCAAUAACUACGCCUGUAGAUGCCAACAGGGAUACGUUGGUAGGAACUGUGACGUCGUGGACACAUGUGGCUCCUCACCUUGUCUUAAUGAAGGGUCCUGCGUCCCAUCCCCCACAACCGCUAGAGGAUAUCGCUGUAUUUGUCCCCAAGGUUUCACCGGAAUUAGUUGUGAGAACUUCCAGCCAUGCCUGAGUAACCCGUGUUUUAAUGGAGGAGUGUGCACCGCCAGUGGACGAGGAUUCGCUUGUCAAUGCCCAAUAGAUUACACAGGCGCUACCUGCACAGACCGACGCGAUCUUUGCGCUCCGAACCCGUGUCAGAAUCGUGGAGCGUGCUUCUCAAACGGGGACAGAUUCAUCUGUAGUUGCCAGUCUGGUUUCACGGGUGAGAGAUGCGCGCAGACAGAUCGAUGUAGCUCUAACCCUUGUCAAAACAACGCAAAUUGCAUCACCAUUGGUAAUUCCUUCUCAUGUGAGUGUCGCCCUGGUUAUUCUGGUCGCACAUGCAGCGAUUUUAACCCCUGCUUCGUCAACCCCUGUCAAAACAAUGGUAUCUGUCGAGCAAGCGGGAGCUCCUAUACAUGUGAAUGUCAGCAAGGAUUCACUGGAAAAAAUUGCACAGUCAUCAACACGUGUGAAACAUCUCCAUGUAGAAACGGAGGAACCUGCUCGCCCAAUGGACUUACUUAUCGCUGUAACUGUGCUUCUGGAUAUACUGGCUUCAACUGUGAAACGUACCAGCCCUGCGAGUCUAACCCGUGUCAAAAUAGUGGAACAUGUUUCUCGAACCCAAGCAUCAACUCCUACUCAUGCCAAUGCACGAGCGGUUUCAGGGGAAGCAACUGCGAAGAGACGAAUUAUUGUGCCUCAACACCCUGUCGUAACAAUGGCCUGUGUGUUAACACCAGAAACACCUUCAACUGCACAUGUCCCAAUGGAUUCAGUGGUAGAACCUGUAGCAUUCGCAAUCCUUGUAACUCAAACCCAUGUCUAAACGGCGGUUUCUGUGAUGCAAAUGGUCAAACCUACAGAUGCAUAUGUACUAAUACGUAUAUAGGAAACAGAUGCGCUUCAAGAAACCCAUGUGCUUCUAAUCCCUGUUUGAAUGGAAGGUGCUUGGCUACAAAUGAAUCCAGCUACACGUGUGCCUGCACUGAAGGUUACUCCGGUCCCCAAUGCCAGACGUUUUCAAUCUGUUCACGACAGCCAUGUAGAAACGGCGGAACAUGCACAGGAACUGGCAUAUCUUACACCUGCAGAUGUCCACGUGGAUAUACAGGGAACAACUGUGAACGACAAGAUCCAUGCUCCUCAAAUCCGUGCGACAAUGGUGCGACAUGCGUAUCAGCAGGGGCGUCUUUCUUCUGUGAAUGCCGCCAAGGUUAUGGUGGAAAGAGCUGUGAGUUUGGACCCUGCUCGCCGCGAAACGGCGUGGCCUGCUUCAACGGUGGAAUAUGCUUACAGGAAGGGUCUUCCUAUACGUGUGAAUGUCCUGUUGGUUUCACUGGUCCAACAUGUCAAAUCGCAACCAGCUGCCGACCCGGGCUGUGCCAGAACGGCGGAGUGUGUUUCUCCUUCUCGCCAACAACAUUCAACUGUAGCUGUCCAAGCAACUACACGGGACAAUACUGUGAGAAUCAUGUGUGCGCUUCCUUCCCAUGCGCGAACAGCGGGUUCUGCUUUCCCGACCCAAGCAAUGCAAGGGGGUUUGAUUGCAGCUGUUUGGCUGGUUAUACAGGGGAGCUUUGUGAGGUUGAGGUGCGACAGAACUGUGGAUCUAACCCAUGCCAAAAUGGUGGACAAUGUGUUACGCGGGACUUCGUCUCGGGUUAUUCGUGCGUAUGUCUAGACGGGUUUACUGGACCGAACUGCGAACGAGAAGCGAAUGCCUGUACUAGCCAGCCAUGCUUAAACAGAGGACGAUGCGUAUUUGAUGCAUCCUACAUUGAACAGUACAGAUGCAACUGUCCAGUAGGAUUCGGAGGUAAGAACUGCCAAAACUCCGAAGCAACCUCGUGUCAGGAGAACCCUUGCAGAAACGGAGGAACCUGCAGAUUCGAUGCUUCUAACAACAUUGGCUACAAAUGUACUUGCAGAGAUGGGUAUGAAGGUGCAAACUGCGAAACCCUAUUGGACCCUUGUUUCACCAACCCAUGUCAAAAUGGCGGCAUCUGUAAUCGCGACCCUUUCCAAACGUCUGGCUACACCUGUGGUUGUUUAGCAGGAUUCGCAGGAACCAACUGUCAAACCCCGAUCGACGUCUGUGCAUCAAAUCCUUGUGUAAACAAUGGAAGAUGUGUUUCAUCGGGUGCUAUAUACCGAUGUCAGUGCACAACAGGUUUCGGAGGCAUUAAUUGUCGAACCCGCACCAACUUCUGUGCCCCGAAUCCUUGCAGAAACGGCGCUAGCUGUUCCCCAUUAGGUUCCACUGGCUAUAUAUGUCGUUGCACAGCAGGAUUUGGGGGUGUCAACUGCCAAACCCGCACCAACUUCUGCGAACCGAACCCAUGUAGAAACAACGGAAACUGUGUCUCAUCAGGAUCUGGAUACUCAUGUCGCUGUUCUGCCGGAUACGGUGGAGUCAACUGUGAGACCAUCACUGGCGCCUGUUCAUCCAGCCCGUGUAGUAAUGGCGGAAGCUGUAUUCAGUCGGGAACAGGUUAUUCCUGUCGAUGCAGUCCUAGAUACGGAGGCACCAACUGCCAAUCUCUCACCAGUACAUGCAACCCAAAUCCCUGUCAGAACGGCAACUGCGAGUUUGACGUCACACAGUCUCGCGGGUACAGGUGUCGAUGUAAUGCUGGGUAUCUUGGGAGAAACUGUGAAACCAGAUCCAACCCUUGUUCAAACAAUCCCUGUCAGAACGGAGGCAGGUGCUCGCCGGAUCAGCGUAGUCUGAAUGGCUACGCGUGUCAGUGUAACAGCGGCUUCGGAGGGCAAAACUGUCAGACCCCUGUUGGACCAUGUUCUGGCAACCCUUGCGAAAAUAACGGCAUCUGUCUCCCUCGCUCAAACACUCAAUACACCUGUGCAUGCCCAACUGGCUUUGUGGGUCCUAGGUGUGAAAUAGAUAGUAGUGAGAACAAUGUUUGCAGUACUGUUACUUGUCAAAAUGGGGGAACCUGUGAAAUAGACCCAAGCGACUCUAGUAGAUUCAGAUGUGUCUGCCCGAGGGAGUACAGCGGUAUAUAUUGCCAGACAUCAAGCGGUGAAUCCUGCCAGAAUAACCCGUGUGAAAAUGGCGGACAGUGUUCCUCCCUCUCGUUUGGGGGUUACAUCUGCACCUGCGCUAGAGGAUUUGCUGGAAUUAACUGUCAGUACAUGACGUCCCCUGCGUGCAGCCCCCAGCCGUGUCUAAAUGGUGGAAGCUGUACCCCGUCGCCAGAGUCCCCCUUUAACUUCACCUGUUCCUGCCCCUUGGGAUAUGGUGGUCAGUACUGCCAACUCCCUGUGAGCACUGAAGGUCCCUGUAAGUCGUCCCCCUGCCGCAACCUGGGUACAUGUGUCCCCAUUGACAGCGUCGCCUUCCGUUGUGAAUGCUUGAAUGGAUACACGGGAGAUAGCUGCCAGAUCAGGAACUUUAACUGCAGCGCCAGCCGGUGUCCAAAUGGCGUGUGCUACCUGACCCAGUUUGGAGACGUCGACUGCAUGUGCCCACCGCUGACCAAGGGUCAACGAUGUGAACACGUCGACUUCGAGUGCCCGCGCGGUGCGGGGGGCGAGUAUCCGCACCCAUGGGACUGCACCUUGUGGAUUCAUUGUGACUGGGGACGUGCAUGGGUCAAGGACUGUCCAGCUGACCUUCACUUCAACAAGAUCACUCACACGUGUGACUACUGGGAUCGUGCAGGCUGUUCCGUUACGCCAAGCAGAUACUGGUUCUUCUAGCCGACACCAGUCAGGACCAGUUCUCAAGGAUACAAGCAGAUACUGGUUCUUCUAGCCGACACUAGGCACAACCAGUUCUCAAAGAUACAUCAUGCAAUCUUUCAUGUUCAAACUAUGUUUCAUGGUAUUCUUCGGAAAUGAGACCUGCUAAAUAACGUCAAUUUUUUUAAGCAUACGUUUGUGAUAAAUGCGUUUCAUGAAAGUAUGCAGCGAUUUCAAGUAAAAAGUUCAAAAUAUGAUUCAUUUUGAAAGAUUGAUGAAGCUUCAUGACACUUACAGUGGUACAUAUAACUGGAAUACUGAUUAUUUCCUCCAGCUUCUUUCAUACGGGGUACGAGGCUAUGUGUUAAGUAGCAAAUAGUUCGGCCAUAUUUUGUCUUAUCCUCUAAAACUGCAUAUACCAUAGAAAGCAUCAUUACAGAGUUGACAUAUCUAGAAAUGGUCAGUAUUUCAUUAAUAUGUAGCAAGAUCGGCGACGGUUUCACAACUUGUUAUUGUCUUUCAUAUCUUUGCAUUCCUGUGUAUUGUGUAAGUAAAGGAACUUCGGAGCGGUUCUAGUCCAUUAUUCCUGGUGAUAAUAUUUUUUCUACUUUUAUAUGACUUAAAUAUUCACAUAUAUGCUUGAUAUAUAAGUUGCCACUUUCAUUUUAUACCUAUAGGUACUCUGAUAUUUCAUAAACUCUUGAAAUUGCUUACGACUGAGAAAGAUUACCAUUUCGAAUGAAUUUAAAAUUAGUUUUCUUAAACAUUUUUUUUGUAAAUAAUCGCUUGUUACACGUCAUAUCCUCAGUACUUGUAUCAUACCUUGCAUAAUCAGUGUAAAACUCUCAUUGCAUAGCACUAAUAUUAUUGUACCUGAAGUUGUGUGUCACGUGUGUCUAAUUGUGUUCAAUUUCAAUGUUCUAAUGUAUGUGGUUCAUAAAUGUUCACGUGUAAUCAAUAUAAGGAGUCAAUUCAGUGUCGGGAGAAAAACACAAGCCAAAGCGUUCACUCGUCAUGCCUUUGGUUCGGGUUCGAGCCCCUAUAGAGGUCGUUUUGGGUGGAACGAGUGUUUGAUGCAUUCAGUUGCCUAGCAACCCCAAACAAACCCACACCUUUAACUCAAAACUAUGGAUAGCUAAAAAAAUAAUGUUUUGAGGGCGCGGUUGGGUAGCCUUGUGGUCAACGCGUUCGCUCGUCGCCCGGGUUUGAUUCCUUUAUAAUAUGGGAAAGUCCAUUCGUAGUCUCACGUGCUAAUAUGGCCGAAAUACUACCAGCAGUAUGGUAAAUCCUAACCCCAGACACCCAUAUCCUCAUUCACGCCAUUAUAACUACCCAACUAUAAAUCUAGCUUUCUGUCUGUUGCUUAAAUGCUAUCCACCAACAGAUUACCUAACUGUCUGUCCCUUUCUCCCCGCCACAUCCAAAGUUCCUUAAAUUGUGUCUGGUCUCUAAGGAAUGACAAUUGUUGUUUCGGUUACACGUAUUAUUAUGUCUGGUUAUUAAUUGAAAUGUGUUAAAAUUAUAUGUAUUGUGUCCUACAGUGUCUGUUCAAAUGAAAUGUAAAUAAACUGAAUUUCAAUACAAGAUCUUUAAAAUGAAAAUAUUGUCAAACAGUGUUUGUAUCAUAUGGUUCCAAAUGUAAAUGUUAUGUUAAUAAAAGGUUUAUACU